Molecule: messenger RNA, 523 nt
Organism: Phymastichus coffea
Lineage: Eukaryota; Metazoa; Arthropoda; Insecta; Hymenoptera; Eulophidae
Exons: 3
Coding region: 1-519 (172 amino acids)
Source: RefSeq, a predicted model, not a curated record
AUGUCAGUAAUAAAUUCAAAUUUUUGCUCCAAUUUAACAUAUCCUAUUAUAAAGCAUAAGACAAAAGUCGAAUUAGGUAAUGAUGAUACAUCUGAUUUAGCAAAAUGGAAUACUGAAACUCAUGAAACCUUUGUCAUACCUAAAGUUGAAGAUAAACAAAUUGGAAAAAGAAGAGAAUUGUUAAUGAAAUAUUUAAAAAUGCAUGCUUCUAAAGAUGCUUUAGAGGAAAUCGUAGGUGAUUCCCUUUUACCUGAAUCAUUAAGCUUCACUGAGUACAUUGACAACUUUUGUGACAACGAUUUCACUCCUUUCAUGGAAAAAUCCGAUGCUUAUCUUCAGAUAUUUAUGAAAAGUCCUCUUCAUAGCGGAGAUGUACAAACAUAUUACAAAGAACAAUUUGAUAAAGGAAAUUUAAAAGUUGACGUCGAAGUUCGAAAUAGAAAGCGUCCUUUUGUCAGAAGAUCGCUUUUUACGACACCUCCAGAAAUAGCGUUUGAAGAACCAAUAAAUGGAUUUUGAGUUG